CUUAAUUUAAAAAAAAUGCUUGUACGUAACAACUAAUCUUACUAUUCGAAUAUAAAGUGAAUCCACCACGACACUUGUUACUGGGAGGCUAGCCGUGUCACACAUAGUGUCUUCAAGGAACUAGACAAGAUGCUGAACACCCAUAUAUAUUGGACUUCACGCGACCUUGAAACUGUACAGACGUUGGAGACAAGGCGGGUCAGCUCUAAGAAGAAUGAUAAACCAGAGACUCAAACGGCAAUUCAUAAGCUUAGAGAAACACAUGAAAUGCUUACAAAGAAGUCGGCCUUUCUGGAAGGAAAGGUUGAUGAGCAGAUAGCUUUGGCCAAAAAAUACGGUCUGAAAAACAAAAGAAUGGCACUUCAGGCUUUGGCUCGCAAGCGUAACUACGAGAAGCAAUUAGCUCAGAUUGAUGGAACUCUCAAUACAAUUGAUAGUCAUAUCGAAGCUCUCGAAAAUGCUGGAACAAAUGUCGAGGUUCUUAAUGCCAUGCGAUAUGGGUCAAAUGCCUUAAAAAAUGUCCACAAAAACAUGACUGCUGACGAUGUGCAGAAUAUUAUGGAUGAUAUACAAGAACAACGAGAUACGUGCCAGGAAAUCUCUAAUGUAAUAUCCACCCCUAUGGGUCUAAAUGCAGACUACGAUGAAGAUGACCUUCUUCGUGAACUUGAAGAGCUUGAGGCUGAUGGUGUUGAACAAAAAUUGCUGGAUAUUAAUCGGAUACCUCAAUUGCCUAAUGUCCCAGAUUCUGAUUUGUCAAUACCUGUAGCAUCCAAAAGUGCACCAAGUAAGAAAGCAAUUGAAGAUGACGAUAUUGGAGCACUUGCUGAAUGGGCUAAUUAA
Schistosoma bovis is the source of this 843-nucleotide messenger RNA. The record is from the annotation of a GenBank genome assembly. NCBI's taxonomy places the organism in Eukaryota, Metazoa, Platyhelminthes, Trematoda, Strigeidida, Schistosomatidae.